Orbicella faveolata is the source of this 6809-nucleotide messenger RNA. RefSeq lists its product as uncharacterized. Gene Ontology annotation, molecular function: chromatin binding; transcription corepressor activity; zinc ion binding. Gene Ontology annotation, biological process: regulation of DNA-templated transcription. The record is from RefSeq and is a predicted model, not a curated record. Lineage: Eukaryota; Metazoa; Cnidaria; Anthozoa; Scleractinia; Merulinidae. Gene Ontology annotation, cellular component: nucleus.
UAUUGCGGUUGACGCGUCAUACGGCAUUUAUAAACUGGGCUAUCUUAUUAGGGUAUUACAACAAUUUACAAUGACUUCAACCAGACGUUUCGUUUGCUGUAGUGUUUCGCUUUUAUUCUCGAGCACACAAGCGUAAAAGUGACUUUUCAACAAUAACAGAAAGAUUUUUCUGGUAAAUUCAAAGCCAAGUUGGCUUGUUUUUGUUUUUCCCACUCGAGCGAAAACGAGGGGUCGGUUGGAAUAUCUGCUAUAAACCAAGGAUGACACGUUUUAAGCUAAAACCGCACAUCAUACGCGUGCAGUAACACGACAUGAGCUCCGUCAACCUUAUUGGUUGUUAUUUCAGUCAGGCAGGAAGAAAGGUCGAUUACUUUACUUUCACAGUUUGUUUGUUAAAUUUAUCGGGAGUAAUAAAUCGCUAAAGAAAUUUAUACAUGUUGUUUUCCUCAUUUAAAAUGCCUUACGCGGUGUUUAUAUCAUGUCAGUUUAACGAGCAGAGCGACAUCUGCUUGUAUCUAUUGAAACCAUCACGAAAAUUCAAAUUUUCACCAAUGUUUCAGAAAUCGGCAAGUAUAGUUUUCUUUCCAUCUAGAAAUUAAAUAAGGUACAUAUAAAAAUAAAAUAAAACGCUUUUUAAAGUGCAUCAUGCAUAUUCGCUUUAGAAAACCAAAGUCACGUCAAGUUAUUGAAAUAUGUCAACAGAUAUUUCAAAGAUAUUGAAACAGCAAGAAUUUUCCUCGUAUUCUCCGCUCAUCGCCUUUCUAUUCUUUCGGUAAUUUGUUCCGCUGAUUAUAAGAAAUCAGAAAUUUUGUUUAUAACAACAACAAGAAGGAUUUUUCUUUUUUCAAAGAAUAGAUCAAAAAGUUAUUCGCGAUCAGUUUGAAUUCAUGCAAGGAUAGUGCACUCUUAAGGUACACUGAUUGUAGACAUGAAGUAUAUUUGCUCAGCCCUACCUAACAAGGGAAGUCAAUUUUUUUUUUUUUUCAGCGGCUGGUGUAGCAGAUUAGUUUGUAUAACAUAAAAGGAUCUGCUUUGCACGGUUUGUUUUGUUUAAUGCUUCAGCUUAGAAAAGAAAUGCCAGUCUUUUGGAUCCAAAAAUAGAAAAAAUAAAAUCCGCUUAAUUUAUAUUUGUAUAUACGGUUACGCGCCGGCACUAGGAUAUAUUGCAAGCGAUUUUAACGCCCCCCCUACUGAGCGACAUCAAGUCGUCUUUUGGAGUCACAGAAACUGUUAGCUUUGAAUCAAAGUGUAAUAAUCACAUUUUUAGUUAUUCUUAGCGCUCUGUUGCCACAUAUAUCGAAGAGUUUCACACGACUAUUUACUGUGAGUCCCUCUGUUGAAAGCGUUGUCGCUUGAGUGAUUUUAAUGUUUCGCGAUCAGUGAUUGCCUGAAGCUGUUCUGGAUAUCUGUUGUUAUGCGCCUUGUUUUCGAGAUUUUGUGUAACAAUAACAAAAUGAAUGGUUGUGACGUUGUUGAACUUUACCAGCAUUGUGAAUAUCUUCUCAUAGGCUAAACGACGUUUUUAAAGGCACGUCGAUUGUAAUUAUGUUUUCGCCCGGGGCGAGAAUUUACCUCUAACCCUGUUUUUUCAAGCGAGAACAAGGAGCGAACUGUAAAUUUACUUUUGAACCUCGGAUUGUUGGAGAGGCGACGAUUUGAAGUGUGACUCUAUGAUUGACAGGAAAAAAAAAAGUGUUUACAAAAUGAACUUGUGAUCGUUGUCAGCAAGACCAUUAUUUAGCUCCCGGUAUUCAAAAUUUCAGUCGGAAGCGUCAAAUGAAUUGUACUAGUCCCUGCGGAAACAAUCGCAGUUCUUUAAUGUCGUAGAUUUUCUGCCUCAAACGAGCAGGGAUUCGGAAGGCUUGAUUUGUAUUUGAGUAGUUUAACGCUCGGAUUAGAAAUGUAAGUAGUCGAAAUAGCCUUGACAUGUACUUAACUCCUCAAUCAAAAUAAGCUCGCAGGUGAUAUGACAGGGUUCACGCAUUUAAGGAUCUCUCAGCCAAUCAGAGAGCUUCUUGCAACGCCUCAUGCUGAUUUCGCCAAUCACGAUCGACAAAGAAACCAUCUGUUCUCGGUUUGUUCACUUCUCUCUUGUCUUCUUUGCUCAUCUAAACAGCCAAAUUGUGCGGUUUAUGCAUUGAGCUGACGGAGAGAGCAUUUUCUCGGCCGGGGGUUAGCAUUUGUUGGACUACUCACAGCGAUUCUAGCCAAGAUUUGUGCGGUUGUCCUCUCGUCAAAGGUGAUCUGUUCCUUCUUGAAAGCGCGUGCAUCUCUCGUUUUGAAAUAGCCUGAUUUGACUCUGCAAAUUUCCGUUCAUCUCGAUAUAAAUGGUUAAAUGGUUGUCGUAUUGUAGAGAAUUUAUUCAAGCGGAAACCGCAAGGUACUCGACAUUCGUGACUCCACCGACGUUGAAAAUCAAGCAAAGAGAUCGACAGUGGUUUUAUGGAGUUAACUUGACUGGAACUUCGAUUUAAGGUCAGUGGAUAGUUUGCCACAGAAGCAUCCGCGAAUAGAGUGCCUGGUUUCACCACUUUCGAAUCGGACGAGAUCCCUCGAGCUGGGGAAGUUGGUUGUAACACGUUUGCUCCAAAGAGAACCUUUCGCCGGCGAGGAAUAGAUAUGAACAUGGGUGGCAGAAGUGAAGCUACUUCAGAGUGUAAAAGUGUGACCAAUUCAACAAGGAAUUCGAUCUCUCAAGACGACAAGGGCAGUGAAUUAAAGGGAAGGAAACAAGCCGGGAGAUCGGCUAGUAGCGAUAAGAAAAGCGAAAAUGCCGAGCCUUCGAAGUUGACUUACACUUCAGAAGAAGAUGUUUACUACGAACCGGGAGACUGCGUUUAUAUCGACAGUCAAAGACCGGAUGUGGCAUAUUUUAUUUGUGCUAUCAAAGAGUUUCGUAUGAGCAAACGAGACUCCCUUGUCGUGGUGGUAAGAUGGUACUAUCGUCCUUCAGAGGUCCCAGAAUCAGUCUACCAGCUAUUGAUUCAGGAUAGAAAUGCAGAAAAUGGUUCUGGUGACCACAUUCUAGAGGAUGUUGCUGUCAAGGAGCGAGAAUUGUUUAUUUCAGAUGCGACAGAUGUCUAUCCAGCUUCUGCACUAAGGGGAAAAUGCAAAGUGCGACCAUUUGUGGAGAUCACAGAUUCAGUCAAAGGAUACAUACAGAAAGAUGAUUGCUUUUUCUAUGUACUUGGUUACAACCCAGAGACAAGGAGGUUAGCAAAUACCAAAGGUGAAAUAAGAGUUGGAGUAAGCCAUCAGGCGACUCUCCCAGAGUGUUGUCCAUAUCCUAUGAAUAGCUCAGAGGAAGCAGAAAAACCAAGAGAAGAGCUGAUGUGGAAUCCAACUCUUGAUGACUAUGAGUUGAUGAUGUAUCUACGAGCUGCAAGGAGUAUGGCGCAGUAUGCUGGAAUGUGUAAUGGUGGUUCACCUGAGGAUGGCUACAGUGCUGUAUCUCAGGAUGCCACAACAAGCAAUGCCCUUAAUGUGCUUCAUCAGAAUAAUUACGAUGCAGCCAAAGCCUUACAAGCUCUGGUGAAGAAGCCCUACCCCAAGGAACUGGAAAAGAAAUGGUCUGAUGAUGAAACGAAAAAGUUUGUCAAGGGACUGAGGCAAUAUGGAAAGAACUUUUACAAGAUCAGGAAGGAACUGCUUUCCCACAAAGAAACGGGAGAGCUUGUAGAGUAUUACUACACAUGGAAAAAGACUCCCACAGCGUUGAGUUCUCGACCACAUAGGCGUCGAAGACAUAACGUUCUUAGGCGCAAGGCUCUCCCCAGAACAUCCAAGAACAUUGUCAGCGAAUUCGUUGAUCUUAGCUCUUGCAGUGAAGACGAUUAUGACAGUGAUGACAGCGAAAGAGAUUUGAGGUUGUACUGUUGUCGGCAUUGCUAUACGACUGAGUCUCGCAGCUGGCAUCACGGCAGCCAAAACAAGGUGAUUUUAUGCGACGAUUGCCGGAUUUACCACAAGAAAUACGGCAAGCUUCCCGCGACAGAUGAAACGCGCGAGCCGCCGCCUUACAUGUUCAAGGUUGUCGUGGAGAGGGAACUCAGAGAUGAGGAUGGCUACAUGGUGAAUGGAAAACUAGCUCUCCGAAGCAGAAGAGCCAUUCCUCCAGUGCAAACAACGCUAAGAUCAGGACGAAACAAGACUGCUAGCCCCGUCGAAGGAGCGACUAGUGAGUCGUCUGGAGGAAGCCGAAGACUAGCAAAGAUAAACAAGGCGCCUUCACCGUCAAGUGGCAGCACUUCAAGUACUGGAAGCAGCGGGGGAAAAGACAAACUCAAGAAGGGUAAGGUGAAGAAAGGAAAGAAGCGUCGACGGGAUCAGUCACCUGAGAAUCAAACGACAGACAAACGAAAGAAAGCUCAGUCGCAGGACUCUGACGAAGAUGCCAAUGAUAACGCUAGCGACACUAGCAGCACUACCGGGGGUAGGGACAGUGUACUUCCAGACCAUGAUGCCAGUAGCGUUUGUAGCAACAGCAGUAACAACAAUGACGAGGUCGCCAGUAACCGAUCGUGCUCGCCGGCCGGGAGUAGAAGUGAAGUGCCUGGGCCUGUUUCGCUUCCUCCCAAAUUUAAGCGCGUCAUUACGGGCGAAGAGGGACGAAGCUGUGUGCGCACUGACGUCAUCUUCGUGCAUCCCGAGAAACCGAAGAAGGACCUAGCGUGUUCUCGAGAAGCGUCGGUUUCUAAGGAGUCGCCAUCAAAGGCUGAGGCUAGAGUGGAAUCGUCUUCGGAAGCACCGGCUCGUUCAAGUGCCAGGCACUCACCGUACGACACUCCAGCUACCAUCACGUCACAUUACGAGGCGUCGCUACGCAACAUGAUGGCGGGAGGACAAUACCAUUGGUAUCCCUCGAACAUCCCACCGGGUAUGUCAUCCCAGGGCAUCAACAUACCGGGAUUCUCGCAUCCGAGCGCUGGCAUGGAUAGGAUGCUUCCUUUGCACAUGUUCUCAGGGAUGGGCGUUGUCCCCGGUGCGGAAUCAAGGGGGAAUGCCUCGAAAUUUACCGAAGGAUUUGACGAGUGGUAUGCGCAAUAUCGUACUGCUCACAUGCAGUCUGCUGGCCAUCAUCUCCCUGCUAUCUCCUAUCUUCAGGGGCAGGGGCGAGUACUGGAGCAAAGCGCAUUGGACUCGCGUGGCCAAGCACACGAGUCCCUUCUCAAAGGGGGCGUAGGACGUGUUAUUACAGACCCUGUGACGGGGCUUCAGUAUUACGGACCUCAACAACACUCGCACUCUCAUCUUCACACUCACUUCCACAUUCAUCCUCACGAGCAGCAACAUUUACAGAAUUUACAGGCUGCCAAUCUAUCGGCAAUUGAUCAAGCUUAUCUACAACACCCGGGAAUCAGUGCCUGGAGGAACCACCCGUCUUUAUGGCACAAUCCAGAACUGUUACAUCUCCAUGGUAGCGGCGCGCGUGGAAUGUUCCCCGAGGAAUUGGCGCACGCCGCUGUGCCGGUUCACGGGCUCGGCUCGACACCACUGGAUCGUCAACUGCAGCAACAACUUAUGAUGACCCAACAGAGUAAAUAUCACGCUCAACAUCUAUUACCACACGAAGAGUUUAUGCGGUGUUUGAGGCAGCACAAUCGAGCUCAACAAAGACUAGAAAGCGAAAAAAACGACCAUUGGCUCCCGAGCAUUCUAAAGAAGGAUCAUAGAAAUCUGCAGAGCCCUUCACAACUUGAAAAUGUAGUGAAGAAGAACCUGGACAGCUCUGGAGUGUAUUCUUCGCCUUCCAAGAAACCUGUCACUAUAGACUUAUCGAAUGACUAGGCUAGUUGUUUAGCAUGUUUUCAGUUGAAAUUAAACCCUAAAGAAAUUUAUUCAAAGCGAAAAAUAAUUUAAAGAUCAUUCUUCAUAUUGUUCAUAGAUCGUUAAUUAUUAAAAAGGGGUGUCUGCGAGUUACACGUUUCCCAACAACCAAUAUAGAAAUGGCAGAACUGUUUCGUUUAUAUUUAAAAUUUAUUUUAGGUCUGUUGAACUUGCGGAGAGAAAUAACCUAUUUAUUUCUUACUAAACGUAUAUAAAAUUAGGUGGGGAUUUUUGGAAAUUUGUGCUUUUAUUUUCUUCCGUGGAGUUUAACACACGAGAGUUAAAAAACGUUCCGUUCAUUUUAUUAGCAUCGAAUGAUGGAAAAGAACUUCUACCACACAUUAUUUUCUAUGCGAAGUAUGACUUCACUCCCUCGUACUUAGUACCGUUAAAAAAGAGUGGGAAUAGCGUAACGGCAUAUAUAAAAAAGCUUUAAAACUAUAUUUUAUUUAAUACAUUCUGUUUUGUAGAUUUUGGGUAUAAUUUUGUUUAUUUCCUAUAAGAGCCGAUUGUCUUGAAAUCAUUUGAUAUCUAAAAGGCCUGUAAAGACGUAAUACGUAACGGAAAAAGAAUAAAAAAGCUGUACAUACAUAUUAAAUUUUGUUCACUUAAUAACAAAGGUGUUUCGCGACAUACUGAAGAGAUCAUUUAGCUUCCGCUAAAUAAUGGAAAUUAACGAAUCGAUCAAAAAGGAAGAAUUAUCUUAUAAAAAAUCUUAUUACCGACCACCGCUCGAGGAACUGUAGGAUGGCCAGUCACGAGAAGUGAUAUGUUGUUUGCAGGGAUUAAAGAGUUCGUUGAUGAAACGAGUUUCUUAUUGAGCGGAACACGAUCUUUGCGAAAUCUAAGCAAGUUCUGUAACUUCAGUAUUUCGACAUUUCGAAACAUUCCUUAUAGAGAACUCGUGAUGUGAUUUGUAAAUAAAUGUUAUUUAUAACGUUCUUGUAUGUAAAAGGAUUUGUAAUAAAGUCCUUUCACUUGGU